UGGGAACUGCCGAGAUCUCGGGCUUCCCUGGCGGACCAGAACCCGGCCGCUUCCCUCCUACCGUCGAGGCCACGCCUCGCCCGGCCGGGACCCGAUUUCUUGACUGACUGACCGGGCCCUGACUGACGGACGGGGGCUGUGUGACUGACACGGGCCGGAAGGACAGACUUCCACGCAUGGCGCGUGGCGGGCGCAGGGUGGACCUGCCCCACGUAGAGUGCAAGGACCCGGAGCCACAGCCGCUGGGGGACAGCAAGGAGCGGCAGCAGGACGAGGAGAGCCGCGAAGAGGAAGCCGGUCGGGGGCCAGCCAGAAGUCAGGUUUCUAGCCCCUCUAUCGCCACCUCCAGUGCCAACCGCCAGCUGAUGAUGCUAGAAGGGAAGUCAGGACCCUACUUUUCCUCUCUGGACUCGAGCAUCGACAUCCUGAAGAAGAGGGCCCAGGACCUGAUUGAAAACAUCAACGAGAGCAGGCAGAAGGACCAUGCACUCAUGACCAACUUCAGGGACAGCCUCAAGAUCAAGGUUUCAGACCUGACAGAGAAGCUAGAAGAGCGGAUGUAUCAGAUUUACAAUCACCACAACAAGAUCAUUCAGGAAAAGCUCCAAGAGUUCACCCAGAAAAUGGCAAAGAUCAGCCAUUUGGAGACAGAGCUCAAACAAGUGUGCCACACCGUGGAGACAGUGUACAAAGAUCUGUGCAUCCAGCCUGAGGCUAUUACUGCGGAAGAAGAACAAACCCACAGAGAUGGUGAGAGCUGACAGCUUCUGGGAGAGUCCCCUCUUAGGCUCAGAGGCCACCAUUCAGGCCAUGCUGAGAAAAUUGUUUUUCACAGUUCUGUAAGGCAUCUUGGCAAAAAAAAUGAAAUAAAAUAAAAUAAUCCAAAAGUC
This is a messenger RNA of Leopardus geoffroyi (Geoffroy's cat), 890 nucleotides long. RefSeq names its product synaptonemal complex central element protein 2 (gene SYCE2). The transcript is spliced from 6 exons. Gene Ontology annotation, cellular component: central element. Gene Ontology annotation, biological process: synaptonemal complex assembly. Lineage: Eukaryota; Metazoa; Chordata; Mammalia; Carnivora; Felidae. The coding region runs from base 177 to 761 and encodes 194 amino acids. The record is from RefSeq and is a predicted model, not a curated record.